This is a messenger RNA of Rhizophagus irregularis DAOM 181602=DAOM 197198, 1407 nucleotides long. The record is from RefSeq and is a predicted model, not a curated record. Lineage: Eukaryota; Fungi; Glomeromycota; Glomeromycetes; Glomerales; Glomeraceae.
AUGUCUUCAAAAUUUUGGGCGGAGUUAUCGAACGAUUACGAAAAACUUUUCGAAACAGAAAUUGGAUAUGACGUUAUUAUUUAUGCUGGAGAAGAACCAAAUGUCAAAGAAAUUCAUGCUCAUUCAAAUAUUUUGUGCAUUAGGUCUCAAUAUUUUCGUUCUGCAUUUUCCAACGAAUGGGCUGAAAAAAAAGAUGGAAAAUUUAUAUUCAGGAAACAGAAUAUUUCACCACAAUUAUUUAAUAUCAUUCUUAGGUUUAUUUAUUGUGGAAAUAUUGAAUUAGAGAAAUUACAGGGUUCCGACGUAUUGAAAUUAUUAAUAGCAGUUGAUGAGCUCAAUAUCAAUUCAUUGAUUUCACAUAUUCAAGAAUUUUUGAUUGAUAAUCAAACUGAAUUUUUGCAUCAAAAUCCUACUGAAAUUCUUGAAACCGUUUAUCAACAUGAAGCAUUUACAAAUUUAUGGAAUUUUUGUCUUGAAAAAAUUUGUGAAGAACCAAAGAUUUUAUUCAACUCUGAUAAAUUUAUUACUUUAAAAUCUCCAUUUUUAGAAUUAUUGUUAAAAAGAGAUGAUUUGAAUGUGGAAGAAAUUGAAAUAUGGGAAAAUUUAUUGAAGUGGUGUUUUGCUCAACAAAAUAUUGAGAAUGACCAAACAAAAUGGAAUAAAGAAGAUAUUACAAAGAUUAAAAAUGAAUUGAAUAAAUUUAUUCCUUUAAUUCGGUUUUAUAAUAUUGAACCUGCAGAUUUUUUUUAUAAGGUUUAUUGUUAUAACGAUAAAGAUAUCUUACCAAAAGAUUUAAUUAAUGAUCUUUUGGAAUUUCAUAUAGUACCUAAUGUGAAACCUAAAGAUAAUUUACCACCUUCAAGAAGAACAUAUUUUAAAAAACUUGAUUCAUCCUUGACUGGAUCAGACUGUAUUCCUGUUUUUGCUUCAUGGAUUGAUAAAAAAGAUUCUUCACAUUAUAAUAAAAAAGAUAGUCCCUAUAAUUUUAAUUUAUUAUAUCGUUCAAGUCGGGAUGGAAUUGAUCCUGGUUCUUUUCACAGAAAUUGUGAUGAUAAAGGAGCUACUAUUUAUAUAGCUAAAAUUAAAGAUUCGACACAAUUAAUUGGAGGGUAUAAUCCACUUGACUGGAAUGGAUUUGAUUGGAAAACUACAGCAGAUAGUUUUAUAUUUAAUUCUACAAUUACAGAUAAAAAAAAUAUUUCUGCAACGAAAGUAAGUUAUGUUGAUAAGACAGAAUAUGCUGUUUUUUGUCAUAAUGAUUUUGGACCAACUAUGGGUAAUUUAUAUUGCUAUAAAAAUAUUUGGUCUUGUGAAAUUUACAUUGAUGGAGAUCGUUACCCCAACAUAGGAAUUCCAGUAAAUUUUGAAGUAGAAGAUUAUGAAGUAUUUCAAGUAAUUAAAAAAUAA